GGGAGAAGGGGAGGCACGCAAUUUCUAAAUCGCUUCUGUAAUUUUCCAAAAAAGAAAGAAAGAAAAGUGGUUUAGCUCGCGCCGUACGUUGUUGCAUUACGCUUGUUUUGUUUAUCGCGAAAAAUUUGAAACCCUCUUCGAACGCGGCAAUAAAUAGCGAUCACGGUAUUUGCAUUCUGCCUGUGUACGUACACCUGUCAGUCGGGAGUUGCACUUUUGGAAGGUAAACGUACGAGCUAAUCGGGCCCGAGAAUAGGAAUCGCCUAAAACGAAGGAACAUUGCAACACUUUGCGAGCUCUCGGAUGCUCGGUGGCUUCAUUGUCCUCGAGUUGCGAACAAGCGACAACGGAGUCCUUGCGUGGGCAUUACGUAAGGGGAAACUGAUCUGGCGUCGAGUCUCGGGGCAACGGUGAAGCAGCGGAUCCGUAGUUGAUAACACCAAACCAACCGCACAAAACGGCGCUGGACGGCGAGUGAAACGACAAGCGGGGGCUCCGGUGUUAAGGCGGCUUUGUUAGCACAGGUGAUAUCUCCAGGCAACGGGCAGGACGAUUGCUCUGGAACAGGUGGAACAGCAGUGGCAAGACCACGCGAAGCCCAGAGAAUACUAGCCAGUUGCACCUGCGGGCGGCACCGUCAUGGAUAACGAUGGUUUAUCGAACGAGCAGACGGAAAAGGUGCUACAGUUUCAGGAUAUCACGGGGCUGGACGAUAUGAACGUUUGCCGCGACAUACUGAUACGGCACCAGUGGGACCUGGAGGUGGCGUUUCAGGAGCAUUUAAACAUUAGAGAAGGCCGCCCGUCGGCGUACGCGACGGAAUCCCGCGCACCUGCCGUCAUAAACGAUCGCUUUUUGCAGCAUGUUUUCUCGAGCACCCGAGCUAGUCCCCCACGUGAACCGAGCGGUGUCGCGGGUGUGAUAAGGUACAUGUUCAACUACAUGGUCAACUUCUGGUAUAGUGCAUUUUCGUCGCUGCUGUCUUCGAUUCUGGGCAUGUUCCGGGAUCAGGAAAGCAUUCCGGCCGAUCCGCUGGGAGACGUGCUAAGGUUCAUCGAUACGUACAACGAGAAGUACUCGGAGCAUCCCGUUUUCUACCAAGGUACCUACUCGCAGGCGUUGAACGACGCGAAGAACGAGCUGCGCUUUCUGCUAGUCUAUCUGCAUUCCGAGGCGACACCGGAGGCGGUCGCCUUCUGCCGCGGGACCAUGUCCGAUCCGCAGGUGAUCGAGUACGUCAACCGGCGGAUGUUGUUCUGGGCGUGCGAUAUGGCCUCGCACGAGGGCAAACGCGUGGCCACAUCGAUCAGUGUGCGCACGCACCCGACCCUCAUCAUCAUUGGGAUGCGGGCGAACAAGAUGAUCAUCAUGGGGCGCCUCGAGGGUGACUGUUCGCCCGAGGAGGUGAUCCGGCUGAUGGACAUCGUGGUGAACGACAACGAGGUGUGGCUAAACCAGGCCCGCCAGGAUCGGUUGGAGCGGGAUCUCACGCAAACGCUGCGUCAACAGCAGGACGAAGCGUACCAGCGUUCGCUGCAGGCAGACCAGGAGAAGCAGCGCCGGAAGCAACAGGAACGGGAGGAAGCGAUGCGCAUCCAGGCUGCGAUCGAGGCCGAACAGCAGGCCGAGAAGCAGCGCAAGGAGGACAUCGAACAGUUAAAGCUUGAUCUGGCCGAACAAGUGCCUUCGGAACCGGACGCUGGUGUGCCGGAUGCGAUCAGCAUAGUUUUCAAGCUUCCCAGCGGGUUGCGGUUAGAGAGACGAUUUCACAACACCAACACUAUGCGGGAUAUUUACAACUUCAUUUUUUGUCACCCGGAGGCGCCCGAUUCCUUUGAAGUGACGACAAAUUUCCCCAAACGUGUGCUGGAUUGUUCGGGACACGAGCCGGGCCCGACGCUGUUGCUGUCCGGGCUUAAAAAUCGCGAAGUACUCUUUGUUGCCGACCUGGAGGCGUAGUAUGUGAUCACGCUGAGGCGCGGAUUACGAGCACCUUAACAUUUGCCACGACUAUCGUAAGCUAAAGUUGCGUGCUUUUCGAGUGGCGUCGGUCGGGAACGAUGGUGGUGCAUUGUGGACCUUUGAAUAACUGUCGGCUUUUCGUGUGUUUUCCCUGAGGUUGUUGAACUCUUGAAAGUUUCUCACGCAAAGCAAGUGGAAGUCAUUGAACCAUUAACUACAAAAAAUAUAUGUUGUAGCUUGAGCGUGAGUGCACAUCGUUUUGUUUCUCUGCAAGCUGAACGGUGCACGCCAGUCGCCAGACAUGUGAUAAGCCGGAGUCGAUUUGUUAGCUUAAGAAUGAUUUCGGUUGGCUUGAUUUGUCGUACAUGCGGGUACUGCGUACGCAAACAUUGUUCUUGGAACUAGCACUAACAUCAGCAGUCACCUAUAGUAUAAUUGUAUGGCAGUGCAGUUUCGGCAGAACGCGUAUCAAUAUUCGAGAAUAAUUACGAGGGUGGUAUUGAAUGCAAACGACAAAUCCAAAAGUGUAAAAAAAGAUAGGAAUUCCAAAGCGUGUCGUCGAUGCGCAAGCUAUAUGAACCGUAACGGCUAAGUACAGCGAGCCAUUCGAUCUAUGCCCGUCGUAGAAGCAUCAUGCGGCGAAUGUGUAAUACCAAAUGGAAGAAAUUGUGAAUACUUAAUCUUUGCUUCAACGGAUCUAAAAUUUGUAUAUUCAGUUCGAAUACAAAAUCAAACAUUUUGGUCAAUAAUUCAAUUGGGUGCUCGUAUUCCCUUUUGUUUAGUUUCAAUUUUUUGUGACGCAAAAUGUCGUAGAAGAGUCAAUCCU
Molecule: messenger RNA, 2788 nt
Organism: Anopheles nili
Lineage: Eukaryota; Metazoa; Arthropoda; Insecta; Diptera; Culicidae
Gene: Faf2
Product: FAS-associated factor 2
Exons: 3
Coding region: 640-1959 (439 amino acids)
Cellular component (GO): endoplasmic reticulum
Molecular function (GO): ubiquitin binding
Source: RefSeq, a predicted model, not a curated record